CAUAACCACCGCAAGACUCACCAGGUCAACAAUCUACGGUUUACCCCGCAAGCUCGUCACAAUGGAAGACCAAGCGGCCGCGCUUCUCACUGCGCUGAAGAAGUCCACCAUCUCCGUGGAACAGAAAGCCACCCUCUUCAACAAGCUCAAGUCCGACAUCAAACACCUGCGAGUCCCCGAACCCGCGCAGGCUACCAUAUUCGAAUGCAUCCGCAUUGCAAUCGGCUCCAACACAUCCCCCCAGCUGGUGUCCACGGGCUUCGCGUCUCUCGGCCAUUUGAUCAAGAGGCUUCAUCUGCAAGACCAGGAUAAUACAAUUGCCGCGCAGGCAAAUAAGCUGUUCCCGUUGCUGCUGGAACGGCUUGGAGAUGCGCGUGAAAGUCACCGCGCCGCCGCGUCCCAGACGCUCGCGGAUAUAUGGCCGUACGAUCAUGCGGACGUGGAGCACGUCAUAAAGGCCAAUGCGCUACAAGGAAACAAUGCGAGAGCGAAGGAGACGGCGAUGCAGUGGGUAGUUAAGAUGAACAAAACAGAAGGGCUACCGUUCCGGGCUUAUGUCCCAUAUCUUGUCACAGCAUUAGAAGACGCAGACGGCCAAGUUCGCGAGUCCGCCAAAUCUGCUAUCAUCGAACUCUUCCGAUCUGCCCCAGAGCAUGCCAAAGGGGACCUCCAAAAACAAAUGAAUUCCCAUGGUGUCCGAAAGACCAUCGUUUCCUACAUUAGCUCCCAAUUCGACUCCGCGCACCACGCUCCCGAACCCGAACUCAAAGCAUCCACCAUGUCGCUCCAUGCUCGGGCACUGGAUCGAAAGCCAUCCGACUCAACAUUAGGCGACAGCCUUGCAUUGGAACCCCCACCAGCAGUCGAAGUCGUUCCUAUGGACCCAAUAUAUGUUCAUACGCAGCGCGAUUUAGAGGACAACUUCCGGAACAUGCUACCGGAUUUCGAAGGGAGGGAGUCGGAGCACAACUGGAUUGCUAGAGAUAAGAACGUCACCAAGAUACGACGUCUUGCCAAGGGCAAUGCACCUUCCGAUUUCCAUGGCGCAUUCGUAGUGGGCAUCAAAAGUCUUCUCGACGGCAUAUUGAAGGUUGCCAACUCCUUGCGGACCACUACGUCGACCAACGGUUGCCUGGUGGUACAAGAACUAGUGAAGCUGCUAGGUCCCGGGAUGGACUCCAUGACCGAGAUCCUCUUGCAAUCCUUCACCAAGAUGACAGCGAAUACGAAGAAGAUCAGCGCGACGAACGGGGACGCGACGGCGGAUGCCAUUUUUCAGAACGUCUCCUACAAUUUGCGUUUGAUGCAGCAUGUCUGGUCCGCCUUCCAAGAUAAGAACGCCUCAACACGAGCGUGUGCUCCGGGGUGGUUGAAGACGUUGAUCAAUAAGCACUCUCCGCACCGGACCCAUUUCGAACAUUCCGGUGGAUUGGAUCUUACCGAGAAGUGCAUCAAGAAGGGACUUGCAGAUCAAAAUCCCAAGGUCCGGGAGGGUACACGAGGUGUUUACUGGAUAUUUGCGAAGACUUGGCCUCAGAAAGCCGAAGCGAUCAUGUCGAAUCUAUUACCAAAGGAUCGUCUGGCGCUUGAGAAUGCUUCUGCCAAUCCUAAUGCGUCGUUGUCAGCUUCAUUCAGCAGUGCUGCUGGACCUGCGACUUCGCGGCCGCCAACGGCCACAUCAAGAUCAACGUUACGAGACACCAUCGCAGCACAGCGGAGGGCCGCACUAUUGGCUACCAAGAAGCUACCAGACCGACCCAUAUCUGCUCAAGCUGCGUUUACUCCCGCAAGACAGGCACCAAGCACAUCAACGAGUCAUACCCCAGCGACCACCGCCUCAAGAACGGCGAAAAAUCCCUCGGUAUCGGUAUCCGCUGCAAGGUCCGCUGUUGGCGCAUCGGCAACAUCCAACGCUGGCCUUAAGGCAGGUCCGGUCCGGCGACCACGGCGACCAGAACUACCUCGACCUGCUACUGCUGAUCCGUAUGCAUCCCGAAACGCAUCCCGCAAAGCAGUUAAGGCUAGCACUCCUGUUAUCAGUCCCAACAAUAGCCCAGCCAGAGAUACGGUCAAGAAGUCCGUGCCAAGUAGAGCCACUGUGAAGACACCUGCACGCCUUGCACAAACCCAUGGAAGUCCAACAAGGACCAGGAACGCCCUUGGACAUACCGCGACGAGGAAAAACGUGGCCACUGACCAAUCCAUGCUAAGUAGUCCAACUAGCACACCGUCCAAGGAUGAGAGCUUGACGAUGGUGUUGCCAGGAGGGGCAGAUGGAGAACAUGCUCCCAGCUGGCCGCCGCGGAAGCGGGCAGCGCUUGACAAGACUAUGUCCGUUGAUAUGGGUAUUGCCAGCCUGAACGAAGAUGAUGGCUUCACCAUGGUUGUCCCGGAUCUCAAUUCGAUCACCCGUGCCUCUCCCGCUCCUCGAAUGAGUCUUCAACGAUCGGAGACACCCAGAAUGUCUCCCCACAUUCUGAGCGAAAUCCCUGUCCGGUCAAGGGCGAUUUCACCGACCCGGCGGUCACCUGAACGAACAAGAGUCGGCGCUAUGGCUGGUUCCGAGAUGAUCGACGAAGACGAAGUCAAAGUUUACGAAGACCCCUUCGUAGCCUACGACUCAACCGCUAUCCCAUCAUCAUCCUCCCCCCAGAAACCCGUCCUCGAAGAAGUCCCCGCCAACGAGCAACCCAACACCUACAGCCGCGACCUCUCCAGCGCCCACUCCACAUCCAGCCACAGCACCAGCUCCUACCUCACCUCCCCCCACAAACCCCCCAGCAACCCCGCCCCCGCUCCCGUUCCCCUCGACCUCGAAAACCUCUCCCCCCAAGACCGCGCCUCCUACCAACGCAACCGUCGCCUCCUCACCAGCGGCAUUGAGCGUAUCCGCGCCCGCACACUCGACGCGCACGGCCUCCGCCGCGUGCAAGACCUCGUCCGCGGCUCCACCACCCUCGACAUUUUCGCCUCGGAUUCGUACUCCACCACCGACCAACAACCGCAACCUUCAUCCCGGUUCGCCGACCUGCUCACCGCUCUCCUCGACUACCUCGAGGCGCCGUCCUCCGAGCUCAAACUCGUGCCGCAGAAGGCCCAGAGUCUCAAGGCGCAGGUCCUGGUCACCAUCCGCGCGAUGCUCGCGCUGCGGCGGAGGGAGAUGGCCCCGGCGCUGUGGGGCGCGACAUUACGCUCGCUCGUGCAGGCGAGGAGAGAAUAUGAAGGCACCGAACACGUUGCCGCGGAGUUGGAGCGGGCAGCCGAGGAGGUGGUGCGGAUGGGGCCGGUUCAAGAGUGCCUCACCGCCCUAUUAGAGGUCAUGGAAGCGGUGGCGAUUGGGAUGGCGCCUGGAACCGACGCCCUCGACGAGAGCCCGAGCGCCUCAUUAGAGGACCCCAUCGGCGACGCCCGCGUCGUCGUCCUCGGCCUCAGCGUCCUCGGGCAACUCCUCCGCGUCGCGCAAGGCAACCGCAGCCCCGCGCCCAGCAGCGCGCUCGGCGUCGGCGCCACCGAUACCCAGCGACUUGGCAGACUUGCGCUCCGGUUGCUUAACUCGACGGAUCCGGACGUGCGGCGCGCGGAUCUGGAGUUCUGUCUUGAAUUGCAUGAGCGGUUGGGGCAGAGCAGUGGGGCUGGGAAGGGGGACGCGGAGGAAUUUUGGAAGGUGGUUGGGGGGGCGAGGGAGCAGCAUCUGAACCUGAUUACGUAUUAUUUGGCGAGGAGGCACAAGGCUUGAUCGCGUGUUGUCUGGCGAGGAGGCAGAAGCCUUGAUCACGGAUUGUUGGCGCGAAGGCAGAAGGGUUUAGAUCGUUGCCGGGAUGGAGUUGGGCGGAUGGGUGUUCAAAAGCUUAUUGUUUGUAUUGUAGCUGGGAAUAUUGUUUUCUGGCAUGGGGUACUAGGGAGAACCGCGUGGGCCUAGAGAUGGAUGGAUUGUGUUAGCGAUACACAGGCCUUUCGGAGUUCAGUAUUAAUUUGAAAAUUGUAUUUGAUGGUUCACGGCC
Eremomyces bilateralis CBS 781.70 is the source of this 4001-nucleotide messenger RNA. Its product is annotated as ARM repeat-containing protein. Gene Ontology annotation, molecular function: microtubule binding. NCBI's taxonomy places the organism in Eukaryota, Fungi, Ascomycota, Dothideomycetes, Eremomycetales, Eremomycetaceae. The record is from RefSeq and is a predicted model, not a curated record. Gene Ontology annotation, biological process: mitotic spindle assembly; astral microtubule depolymerization. The transcript has 4 exons. Gene Ontology annotation, cellular component: microtubule organizing center; mitotic spindle midzone; mitotic spindle. The coding region runs from base 62 to 3736 and encodes 1224 amino acids.